ACUACACCAAGGAAAGAACCAUCAUGUUUUUUGAUAAAACAUAAUUUGCAACGCUGUUAGUCUGUUACACUUACUCGUACAGACUACCCUUCAAUUUUUCACAACAAACGGGGGAAACAAACAUGACUCUUGGGACAAAGAGGAUUGAAGUUGUAACAGGAGCCAAUAAAGGGAUCGGAUAUGGGAUAUGUCAACAAUUAGCUUCAAAUGGAGUCAAGGUGGUAUUAACUGCUCGAGAUGUCAGGAGGGGCAAUGAAGCUGUUGAUAAACUCAAGACUGCUGGAUACUCUGAUGUGGUCUUCCAUCAACUAGAUGUGACGGACCCAGUUAGCAUUUCCUCUUUGGUUGAUUUCAUCAAAACCCAAUUUGAGAAGCUUGACAUAUUGGUAAACAAUGCAGGGAUUAAUGGAGCCAUAGUCGAUAAGGAAUUAUGGAACCUUGGUUUGGAUGAAGAACUUAUAAAUCAGACUUAUCAAACUACGGAGAAUUGUUUGAGAACAAACUAUUAUGGGACCAAGCAAGUGAGCGAAGAACUUAUUCCGCUUCUUCAAUCAUCCAAUUCAGCAAGAAUGGUAAACAUCUCCUCCAGUUUGGGGCAGCUAAAGUUUAUUUCAAAUGAAAAUGCAAGGAAGAAGUUAGAAGAUGUAGAUGGUCUCACAGAAGAGAGAGUGGACGAGGUGGUUGAAGGGUUCUUAGAAGAUGUGAAGGAGAAUUCCAUAGAAGUCAAAGGCUGGCCUAUCAAUUUUUCAGCUUAUUUGGUCUCCAAGGCAGCUCUGAAUGCUUACACAAGGGUUCUAGCUAAGAAGAAUCCCAAUAUUGCUAUUAACUCAGUUGGUCCUGGCUAUACGCAGACGGAUUUGAACGACAAAACUGGGGUUUUCACUAUUGCAGAAGCUGCAAAAGGUCCUGUGAUGCUUGCUUUGAUGCCUGAAGGUGGUCCUUCCGGCCUCUUCUUUGAUCAAACAGAAGUGUCAACCUUUUGA
Messenger RNA from Quercus lobata, 983 nucleotides. RefSeq names its product (+)-neomenthol dehydrogenase-like. The coding region runs from base 123 to 983 and encodes 286 amino acids. Lineage: Eukaryota; Viridiplantae; Streptophyta; Magnoliopsida; Fagales; Fagaceae. The record is from RefSeq and is a predicted model, not a curated record. The transcript has 5 exons. Gene Ontology annotation, cellular component: membrane.